UAUGCCAUAAAUUUAAUCUUUCUUGCCGUCACUGCCUGUGGCUUCUAAUAUAUGGCAUAAAGGUUAAAACUAUAGCAUACGCUCAUUUCCCAUCAAAGGAAAAAAAUCCGUGGGUUUAUAGGGAUGAAGUUUGUCCAUACGCGCCAGCCACGUCUGGAUCUGUAAGAAGAAGCUAUACUGCCAUGCAGAACUUUGCCAGGUUGCUGUUGGGAGUUCUGUUGGUUGCUACUUUAAGCUCGUGCAGACCAACGUUAUCCGAAGAUGAAGCCAACUGGAAGGAACCUGAGGUUGAAGAACAUCUACUUCUAGACCCCGGAAAUGCUCUGCGACUGUUUUGUGACACCAACCAAAGCAACAGCAUCAACUGGUACCGCGAACAGGAUCGUUUAUUGCCAGGAGGGAAGAUUCGCAUGGUGGGGACUGUGCUAGAAGUCUCAGAUGUGACAUAUGAAGACUCAGGACUCUACAUAUGCGUGGUCAGAGGAACAGGCAAAAUCCUUAGAAGGUUCUCCAUAUCCGUUGUUGACUCGUUGGCAUCUGGAGAUGAAGAAGAUGAUGAGGAUGGCCGUAGGGAGGACACAACCGCUGAUAUUAAUGAGGAGCCAGUUUAUUUUUUCCAAGCACCAUACUGGACACAGCCUCACCGCAUGGACAAGAAACUUCAUGCUGUGCCAGCUGGUAACACAGUCAAGUUCCGCUGUCCAGCUGGUGGGAGUCCCCUUCCCACUAUUCGAUGGCUUAAAAAUGGCAGGGAAUUUCGAGGAGAACACAGAAUUGGUGGGAUCCAGCUUCGACACCAACACUGGAGUCUGGUAAUGGAGAGUGUGGUUCCAUCAGACCGUGGCAACUACACCUGUGUGGUAGAGAACAGAGUUGGCAGCCUCACAUAUACCUACUUUCUGGAUGUGCUUGAGAGGUCUUCUCACCGUCCUAUCCUACAGGCUGGCCUUCCAGCAAACACAACAGCACGCGUGGGUAGCGAUGUUGAAUUCUACUGCAAAGUAUACAGCGAUGCUCAGCCACAUAUCCAAUGGCUUAAACACAUCGAAGUGAAUGGAAGCCGAUUUGGUCCUGAUGAUUUUCCAUAUGUACAGGUGCUGAAGACUGCAGAUAUCAACACUUCGGAGGUAGAGGUGCUUCACCUACGGAAUAUCACUAUGGAGGAUGCAGGGGAAUACACAUGUCUGGCGGGCAAUUCUAUUGGUCUUUCUCAUCAGUCUGCUUGGCUGACUGUGCUUUCAAACGAAGAUUUCCUUGAGCAAGCUGAGCCAGCAGAGUCAAGAUAUAUGGACAUAAUAAUAUACACUUCUGGAUUCCUGGCUGUAGCCAUGGCCAUCGUCAUAGUGGUUCUGUGCCGCAUGCAGACACCGCACAGCAAGCAGACUCUGCAACCACCAGCUGUUCAUAAACUGGCCAAGUUCCCCCUCAUACGGCAGUUCUCUUUGGAGUCCAGCUCAUCUGGGAAGUCCAGUGCUCCACUGAUUCGCAUAACUCGUCUCUCCUCAAGCUGUGCCCCCAUGCUGCCUGGUGUCAUGGAGGUUGAGUUACCACUGGACGCUAAAUGGGAGUUCCCUAGAGACAGGCUUGUUCUGGGAAAGCCGCUUGGAGAGGGCUGCUUUGGCCAAGUGGUAAGAGCAGAGGGAUAUGGAAUUGAGAAAGACCGGCCUGAGAAACCAGUUACCGUUGCAGUUAAGAUGCUCAAAGAUAAUGGCACUGACAAGGACUUAUCAGAUCUGAUCUCUGAAAUGGAGUUGAUGAAGGUCAUUGGAAAACACAAAAAUAUAAUAAACUUGCUCGGCGUCAGCACUCAAGAGGGGCCAUUAUUUGUUAUAGUUGAAUAUGCUUCUAAGGGGAAUCUGCGUGAGUUUCUACGUGCCAGGCGCCCUCCCACACCGGAAGAUGCCUUUGAUAUCACCAAGGUUCCAGAUGAACUUUUGUCCUUUAAGGACCUAGUGUCUUGUGCUUAUCAGGUUGCCCGUGGCAUGGAGUACCUUGAAUCUAAGAGGUGCAUACACCGGGAUCUGGCAGCCAGAAAUGUUCUUGUGGCAGAAGAUAAUGUCAUGAAGAUUGCAGAUUUUGGCUUGGCACGAGGGGUUCACGAUAUUGACUAUUACAAGAAAACUAGUAAUGGUCGACUGCCUGUUAAAUGGAUGGCUCCAGAAGCUUUAUUUGACAGAGUUUACACCCACCAAAGUGACAUUUGGUCAUUUGGAGUGUUGACAUGGGAGAUCUUUACUCUUGGAGGGUCUCCAUAUCCUGGAAUUCCAGUAGAAGAACUAUUUAAACUCUUACGGGAAGGACAUCGAAUGGACAAACCAUCCAACUGUACUCAUGAAUUGUACAUGUUGAUGAGGGAGUGCUGGCAUGCAGUUCCAUCUCAGAGACCAACAUUUAAACAGCUGGUUGAACAACUGGAUAGGAUCCUCACAGCUGUUUCUGAAGAGUAUCUGGACUUAUCUAUGCCAUUUGAACAGUAUUCUCCCUCCUGUGAAGAUUCUUCAAGCACAUGCUCUUCAUCCGAUGACUCUGUUUUUGCCCACGAUCCAGUGCCAUCCUCUCCCUGUGUCUUUAAUUACCACAAUGUUCACACUCACCUUGGGACUUGAAAACAAAGGAGACGGUUUGCCUGUAUUGGGAGAUCUGGACAAUGUAAAACAGAGUGUUAUUUCCUUUCCUAAUAGGAAACGUAUUUAUAUAAAAAAAAAGCCAUAUGCGGUAUUAUGAACUAUGGGGAAUCACUGUGCUGUUUUUCUGCUGUUCUGGCAGAAUAGAAAAAUCCUAAGCCAGUUUCAAAUCGCUGGUACAGCGGAUGCAUAGCACUGAAAGCCAAAGCCACCCCGGUCCGUGACGAGAUGUCGCCUUGCUCCAGAUUCCAAGGUCUAGAGAUCGCAGCCCCAAGAGAUGGACAAAAGUAGCACUGUGAUCCCACUUGCCCUCCAAGGGCACAUGAACUUCUUAGUAACGGAGAUAAAUUCACAGUUUAGGGUACAACAACAUUUGUACCCUGUUCUCAAAGUGCCUAGAAAUCUGUAGAUAUUUUCAGAAAAUAAAUUUUAUUUAUGUACUUUUUAUAUCAAGCACACAAUAGGUCAGUUACCAGGUUAGGCUGAAGAGAAUAAAUAUAUAUAUAUAUUUUUUUUUUUCAAAUGCAUCGAAUUUGGCUUAUUUUACCAGACACAUAAUUUAUCUCCUUUUUAUUUUUAUUUGUGUAUAUAUAAAGGUACUUUGAACCUGGACAAACUUUUUAAAAAUGAAUUGGCCAUAAAUGCUUUUAUACAUUAUAGAUAUAUUUAAUACAGAGAAAUGUUGUUCUUUUGCAAAUUACCAAAAGUUUUCAUAUUUCAUUUGAUUUAUUUUAUAUAUUGUAAAAAAAAGUUACUUUUAAUAUAAAGAUUUUAAAUUAUAUCAAACAUUG
Molecule: messenger RNA, 3415 nt
Organism: Xenopus laevis (African clawed frog)
Lineage: Eukaryota; Metazoa; Chordata; Amphibia; Anura; Pipidae
Gene: fgfr4.L
Product: fibroblast growth factor receptor 4 L homeolog
Exons: 18
Coding region: 183-2606 (807 amino acids)
Biological process (GO): positive regulation of cell population proliferation; regulation of bile acid biosynthetic process; animal organ development
Cellular component (GO): plasma membrane; signaling receptor complex; endoplasmic reticulum
Molecular function (GO): protein kinase activity; kinase activity; fibroblast growth factor receptor activity
Source: RefSeq, a predicted model, not a curated record